Messenger RNA from Asparagus officinalis (garden asparagus), 833 nucleotides. RefSeq names its product nicotianamine aminotransferase A-like. Gene Ontology annotation, molecular function: pyridoxal phosphate binding. The transcript is spliced from 5 exons. The record is from RefSeq and is a predicted model, not a curated record. Gene Ontology annotation, biological process: biosynthetic process. NCBI's taxonomy places the organism in Eukaryota, Viridiplantae, Streptophyta, Magnoliopsida, Asparagales, Asparagaceae. Bases 1 to 687 code for a protein of 228 amino acids.
AUGCUGAAUUCACAGCAGCAAGUAUCACUUCAGAUUCAAGGAUCUCGACAACGGUCAGCGAUAAACGCGACGCCGGAGAACGUUAGCUUUCUACGAAGAACUGGUAGUACUAAGACAGAAGAGGCUAAAACAUUGAGGCCAUUUUACAAGUCCUAUUCAUACGAUCUAUUCAGCCAAGCAUUGAAGGAUCGACUCAAUUCUCAACUUUGCAAUCCGAUUGAGGUUAGUGAUAAUUUUCCUUUUCGUUCUUUUCAGAUUGCUGAGAGCAUUGAAAGCUUCAUCAACAUUACAUCAUGUCCUGCAACAUUUAUCCAGGGAGCCCUCCCUUAUAUUCUCGAGAAUACAAAGGAUGAUUUCUUCAACAAGAUUAUUGAUAUACUGAGGCAAGCAUCCGACAUGUGUUAUCAAAAGUUGGAGGAAAUUGAUUGCAUUACAUGUCCCCAUAAGCCAGAGGGUUCCAUGUUUGUAAUGGUGAAGUUGAAUUUUUCUUGUUUGGACGGCAUUGCAGAUUGUGUAGACUUCUCCUAUAAGUUGGCCAAAGAGGAGUCCGUAAUAGUUUUGCCUGGAAUCACUGUGGGUUUAAGAAAUUGGCUUCGCAUCACUUUUGCCGUUGAUCUGUCCUCUCUUAGUGUCGGACUAGACCGAUUGAAAUCCUUCUGCCUCAGACAUGCGAGACUGAAACAGUAAAGUAGAAGCAGCAGCACAGGUGGAUGUAAUUGGGUCCCUCUUUUUGGUUCACUUGUCUCAGUAUGUGCAGUAUGCACUUCAUGCUAAAAAUAAAGUUGUAGAUUUAUGAAGAAGGCAUGUAAACAUGCAUCACGUAAAUUCAAAUU